AUGGUCCAGGGCGUGUCUGAGAUGGCGGCGCUGUGCGUGGGCCUGGUGGGUCUGAUGGGGGCGGCCGCCGUCACCGGGAUGCCCAUGUGGAAGGUGACAGCCUUCAUCGGAGAGAACAUCAUCGUCAUGGAGACGCGCUGGGAGGGUCUGUGGAUGAACUGCUACAGACAGGCCAACAUCAGGAUGCAGUGCAAGGUGUACGACUCUCUGCUGUUCCUCCCUCCAGACCUGCAGGCUGCCAGGGGCUUGAUGUGCUGCUCUCUGGCCCUUUCAGGGCUGGGUCUGCUGGGGGCUCUUGCAGGGAUGCGCUGUACCUCCUGCAUCCAGGACAACGACCGCGCUAAGACCCUCAUCCUCAGGGUGGCGGGAGGCAUGCAGUUACUGGCCUCUAUCUGUGUGUUCACCCCAGUCUCCUGGAUGGCUCACACCAUAAUCCGUGACUUCUACAACCCCCUGCUGAUCGACGCCCAGCGCAGGGAGCUGGGGGAGGCUCUCUACAUCGGCUGGGUGACCGGAGCCGUCCUCUUCACCUCGGGGCUUCUUUUCCUCUGUCGCCGCGUCCCCUCCGCCUCGUUCGAUAUCUACCACCCAGCCAACAGGAUCAACAAACCCACCCUGACGCGGUACCAUCCCAUCUCCAGUGUCCCUAGCAUGAGGGCUAACCACCAGCCCGGUCUGAACCACCAACAAAGUCACGGCUUCGAUGCAUACCAACACCACCAAGCUCCAAUUCUUCAUAACUCGCCUUAUGGACAACAUGUCAUGAACCCUUCUGCUGCCGUGGAUGACACUAGCUUGGUGGAGAACGUUGGGCCGUUGGUCUAUCAUCAUGGCAGCGCUGACGGACACCAUCCCUCCACCUCUAACAGCUCCAACUACGUCAGCAGCCUGUCCACUCCGGGUAACUCCCUAUACAUCAGCCAACAGACCAAUCCAUACUCCACAGUCAACAGACCAAUCCAUACUCCUACAGUCAACAGACCAAUCCAUACUCCUACAGUCAACAGACCAAUCCAUACUCCUACAGUCAUCCGGGAAGCCUGUCUGCUUCACACAACUCCAGUUUCCAAGCCGUACCUCAGAAUCCUGUUUUCAUCGGGUAUAAGGGCUCCAGAGUUCAACCACUGCAGUCUCACCACAGUGGAAGCAGUGUUGGUGUGUACAUCUGAAUAGACUGCAAAGAGACCAGUCAUCUUCUGAUACUCACUUCACCUUAACCAAUGCAUUUC
Messenger RNA from Coregonus clupeaformis (lake whitefish), 1229 nucleotides. RefSeq names its product claudin-8-like. Gene Ontology annotation, biological process: bicellular tight junction assembly; cell adhesion. Lineage: Eukaryota; Metazoa; Chordata; Actinopteri; Salmoniformes; Salmonidae. Gene Ontology annotation, cellular component: plasma membrane; bicellular tight junction. The transcript is spliced from 2 exons. The record is from RefSeq and is a predicted model, not a curated record. The coding region runs from base 1 to 1173 and encodes 390 amino acids. Gene Ontology annotation, molecular function: structural molecule activity.